Gordionus sp. m RMFG-2023 is the source of this 1193-nucleotide messenger RNA. RefSeq names its product inositol polyphosphate multikinase-like. The record is from RefSeq and is a predicted model, not a curated record. Gene Ontology annotation, cellular component: cytoplasm; nucleus. Gene Ontology annotation, biological process: inositol phosphate biosynthetic process. Gene Ontology annotation, molecular function: inositol-1,4,5-trisphosphate 3-kinase activity; inositol tetrakisphosphate kinase activity. Lineage: Eukaryota; Metazoa; Nematomorpha; Gordioida; Chordodea; Parachordodidae. The coding region runs from base 156 to 1178 and encodes 340 amino acids. The transcript has 6 exons.
UCGUUUACAUUACACUAUAAAUGAAUGUUAAUUUUUUUGAAUUGUUAAUUCUAAUUCAAUAAAUGAUCAAAGCCUUUAAUAAUUUUAGCGAGGAUUUCUAAAAUUUAUAUUUUUCUCCAUAGAUGAGACUUAGUUGUCAGUGUCAAAAAUGAUUUAUGGAUCAUAUAAAUAACUUAAUAUUAAAUAAUGAAGAUUGUGAUAAAUCUCAGAAAGAAAAAGUAAUUCCACCAUAUCCUCCCAAUACGUCUCCACUCUUGCAUCAAGUAGCAGGUCAUUUUCAUGGCAAAGGCAAAACAGGAUUAGGCCUUUUAAAACACGACCAAGGUCCGGUGUUAAAACCAUUUCAAACUUCGUCCAGAGGAGAAAACGAAAAUCAUUUUUAUGCCACCGUUUUUGACGAUAAAUCGCAUCAUGAUGAAAUAAUCCUCUCUUUAAGAAGAUUUAUCCCUCGGUAUUUUGGAGUCGAGAAAAUUGAAAUAGACAGGAUGACCGUAAACUUCAUUAAAUUGGAAGAUAUAACAACAAAUUAUGAAAAACCCUGUAUUCUAGACAUUAAAAUUGGAAAGGAAAGUUAUGAGCCUGGAGCUCCAUCACAUAAAGUAUGCUACGAAAAAUCCAAAUAUCCAUUGUUAGAAUGUAUAGGUAUUCGAAUACUGGGUAUGAGGGUAUACAAUUACAAGACAAAAACUUAUGAAUUUUAUGACAAAGAAUAUGGAAAAAGUUUAACUGAAGAUCAAAUUAUGCAAUGUCUUGAAAAAUAUGUGUCAUCGGUGGACAAUAAUCCAGACAUAAAAACACAACUCAUACAUGGCUUUUUAUCUCAAUUGGUUGAUGUCAAAGAUUGGUUUUCAAGGCAAAAUAAAUUCCGCUUUUAUGCAUCCUCCCUGCUUUUUGUUUACGAUUCUCAUGAAUGCUAUUCAAAUGGUACUCUUGACAUAGUUAAUAGAAAUGGUGAUUACCAUUCUAGCCCACAACAUAAUUUAACAAGCUAUAACCCUAAUAUCAAAUCUAAAAACAUAAAAUGUGAUAUAAAAAUGAUCGAUUUUACCCAUGUGACAUCUAUGCAUCACGAUUUCCUUGAUCAAAAAAAUAAUCUACAAAGCCAAUUCCGUGAUGAUAAUUAUUUAUUUGGUCUAAACUACUUAUUAAAAAUAUUUGAAAAUUUGCUGAUUUUAUAACUUUUGUCAAUAUGU